UUACAAAGAGUAAUUAUUAUCAAGCACCAUUCUCAUUACGUGAUUUCGGAGGACAAUGCUAUUGACUACGGAGAACAGGCGAACACCGAUGCCGUCAAACUGAGAGUAUACUCAUUGGUUCAGCCCAUCGGACAGAUACUGAACGCCGCAGAGGAACGAUACAAGAAAGUGGGGUUAACUGUACCCAUACAGCUCUAUGAGGCGACUAAACUGUUUGCCUUAGAGACUAUUCCCUGGGUUUUCCAACAGUUUAAAGCCGUGGCCAACGAGACUGAUAGAGAGCGAGUGACCGCACAAUUCAUUGGCGAAGUCCAUGGGUUUAAUUAUAUGAGCGAACGAUUGGAUAAACUCCGUCAGAGUCGCCCAUUGAAUGUAACAGGGUCGGCCGAGAAUUUGCUUGGUAGAAUUCACGCAAUGGAUGUGUUUAUGCAAGGUGCAUUGGAUGGUGAAAUUGCCAAUGCUUCCCAUCCAGUUUGGGUGGCAUUUCACCAGAGGAUAAAGCAAUUCCUAGCUACCGAAAUGCCCAAAUUGUACAAGGCUAUUGAUGAAUUACCAUGCGAACAGUCUAAACUGGGAAAUCUCCAAAUAUUGUCUAAACGAUUUCAUUUCUUUGGUAAUCGUAAUACCCGUCCAUUCCGUGUGGCAAAUGUCACACACGUGUCGGCCAUUGGUUUGAAUGCAUCGCUGAAGACAUUUGAUGUGAAUGUGAGCCAUAGAUCCACUGCAAGCGCACGGAGUUAUCAUCGAUUCCUCGGCAUCCGUGGAAUUGUAACGUGCGAUAAAUCGGCGAGCAGCACCGCGAUGUUUUUCUGCUUAGAAUCCUCAGUAGGUAAUCGGGCAAUGGCUGAGUACAGUUUGGGAAAUUCGACACCUAUUCAACAACUCAUCGGCCGAUCCUUUGACCACCACAUCAGCGCUCUUACGGAUUUUGUCCAACCGUUUGCUCAUAUAAUUAAAGCCGUGGACUUCGCCCAAGAACUGUGCGGUCACUCGGGAUCUAUCGGUAGAGUUGCCGAUGGACUUGACCUGACUGAACACCCAGGGUAUGGUCUCAAUGACAAACACCUUAGCGUCUUCGUACAGCCCUAUGGGUACGGG
Molecule: messenger RNA, 1098 nt
Organism: Medioppia subpectinata
Lineage: Eukaryota; Metazoa; Arthropoda; Arachnida; Sarcoptiformes; Oppiidae
Source: the annotation of a GenBank genome assembly